Thelazia callipaeda (thelaziosis nematode) is the source of this 594-nucleotide messenger RNA. The record is from the annotation of a GenBank genome assembly. Lineage: Eukaryota; Metazoa; Nematoda; Chromadorea; Rhabditida; Thelaziidae.
AUGUAUGUCAUUACGUGGGCUCUAUCAUUAGUUGCGUAUGCUUUUGUAAUUGCGAAUGCCCUGCCAAUUGAGAAUGCAACUUCGAAUUCAUCAGAAGGUGAAAUGGAUCAGUCACUGGGUAAGACGGAUUACUUGAGCUAUUUCCAGCAAAUGAUGGGAUAUCCUCGGGAACUCAUUGCAAGAAAUAUUGAAACGUUCACGAACAAAGACUUACUUCUUCUCAGAAGAAACAAACUUUUCUCUCAAAUGGCAACGGGCAUUCUCAAUGAACGAUUCCAAAUUAUACGUUUCAACAACGGUACAUUUGAAUCGCCUCUUCAGAAGAAGAUCUUUUAUGAAUAUAUCCGUCGACGGAAGAAUUGUACCAACAAAGAAUCCACAUGCAACCAUUUUGUAGAUGACGUUUAUUUGCACAACAACACAGGUUCUAUGAAUCACUGGAUACCACAAGCGGCUAUUGCUCUUGGCGAUACUAAUUGGAAUGCAACAAGCAAAGAGUUAUCCCAUUAUAGAGCUCUGAGGCUUCCAUCAUAUAUGGACAUUGACGAUCUUCUGUGUGAACAAAUCAAAUCCGAAAACGACAGUACUAAUUAA